AUGGAGGUUCCUCUAGUCAACUUUGAGAACCUGGACGACAUUGGAAUCAACCUGGGAGACCCGAGUGACUCGGGAUAUCCGAACUCACCCACCUCAGAUGCCCCGGAACCAAACCAGGGGACCUGUGGCAUAAACUCACCCACACACUCACCUCAGAGAGGAAGACAGCCGAGGCACUCGCUGGCCUCUCCACCAACACUGAGCAAGAAAGGAACAUCAAGCUGUAACAGCCUGAUCUCCAACUGGAAGGUUCUGAUGAGCAGCGAGGGCAGUCCCAAUGAGGCUCUCCUAGGAAAAGUAGCCAAGGAUUGUUCCGAGGACUACUUUGCUGAAAAGGAGAAAUUCGAGGAGGGCGAACAAAAAGUGGUUAUCAAUGUCUCAGGGAUGAUGUACGAAACAACACUUAAAACUUUGAAUCAGUUCCCAGAUACCUUGCUGGGAGACCCCAUGAGGAGGAUUGACUACUUUGACCCCAUGAGGAACGAGUAUUUCUUUGACCGCAACCGCCCCAGCUUCGAUGGAAUCUUGUAUUUCUAUCAGUCCGGAGGUAAGAUUCGGAGGCCAGCGAACGUGCCAUUGGAUGUUUUUGCGGAUGAGAUAGUGUUCUAUCGACUGGGACAUGAGGUCAUGGAACAGUUCAGGGAGGAUGAAGGUUUCAUCAAAGACCCUGAGCCUCAACUCCCAACCAGUGAGCUUCACCGUCAAUUUUGGCUGCUCUUUGAGUACCCAGAGAGCUCCAGUGCUGCCAGGUCAGUGGCCUUAGUGUCUGUUUUUGUCAUCACUAUAUCUAUUUGUAUCUUCUGCCUGGAGACGCUCCCGGAAUUCCGUGAUGAGCGUGAAUUUAUGCCUGCGUUCGUCAACUUAACCCGUGAUGCCAACGGCACGCUUCUGUCCCCUACUCCUCAUCCUAAGGCCAUGCUCUCUGUCUUUACUGACCCUUUCUUUGUGGUGGAGACCAUCUGCAUCAUUUGGUUCUGUUUUGAGCUUGGAGUACGUUUCAUAGUGUGCCCCAGCAAGAGCGAGUUUUUCAGCAAUAUCAUGAAUGUCAUUGACAUUGUGUCCAUUAUGCCCUACUUCAUUACCGUCAUAACGGAACUGAUGGCCACCCACGAUGAAGACCCCACCGCCAGCCAGAACAUGUCUCUGGCCACACUACGUGUCAUCCGAUUAGUGCGCGUCUUCAGGAUUUUCAAGCUGUCCCGCCAUUCCAAGGGCCUCCAGAUUCUAGGCCAAACCCUGAAGGCCAGCAUGAGGGAGCUGGGCUUGCUUAUUUUCUUCCUCUUCAUAGGCGUCAUCCUCUUCUCCAGUGCCAUUUACUUUGCUGAGGUUGACGAACCUGAUACUCAGUUCGUGAGCAUCCCUGAAGGAUUCUGGUGGGCUGUGGUCACAAUGACGACGGUUGGCUAUGGCGACAUGUGCCCUAUCACUUUGGGGGGAAAGAUGGUUGGGAUCCUCUGUGCCAUCGCUGGCGUGCUGACCAUUGCACUUCCUGUUCCUGUCAUCGUCUCCAACUUCAACUACUUCUACCAUCGUGAAACGGAGCAGGCGUCGAAACAGAUGAUUGAUGCUGCUGCUGAGGCUGCUGCAAAUCAGAAAAGCAGUUCUGAAGAGAAGUAUGAAAGCAAUUACUCGCUGGACAAGAGCAAUGGGAAUUGGCAGACGGGGAAAAACGGCAUUCCAUAA
Molecule: messenger RNA, 1683 nt
Organism: Sinocyclocheilus grahami
Lineage: Eukaryota; Metazoa; Chordata; Actinopteri; Cypriniformes; Cyprinidae
Product: potassium voltage-gated channel subfamily A member 10-like
Exons: 1
Coding region: 1-1683 (560 amino acids)
Biological process (GO): potassium ion transmembrane transport; protein homooligomerization; action potential
Cellular component (GO): membrane; voltage-gated potassium channel complex
Molecular function (GO): protein binding; delayed rectifier potassium channel activity
Source: RefSeq, a predicted model, not a curated record